UUACAAAAGGACUGUCCUCCCUAAAGGAGGACGGUUGGUCACCUUAAGGUAUAGAUUAGUGCCUUGCAGCAAUUGGAAUCAGCAAGGUGAAGAGAUCAGUUAUCCAUUGCUAUUCUCUAAGAUCACAGGCCCAAAUAGGAGUACACUACAAAACCCCAUUCAAGGAAAUGGUCUAGAAUACUAUUUGAUUAUAUAGCAAUCUUCCUCAAAUUGAUACCAUCUUUUGUGUUAGACCCAAGCUCUUAUUUCCUCCGACCCUUUGGCAUGGGCUGUUUGCAUAAGACAGUCAAUUCAUACCCAGGGGAUGAAAGGGGCUCCAAACGAAACAAGGCUCAUCUCCCCAGUUUUAGAUUUUACGAUCUUCAAAGCAGCAAAACAAAUCAGUUAAAAUUGAAUUCCCAGAGGUUUAAUACUUUUGAGUUCCCACCAGCUCAAUUACCAGAUAUUGAUUUUAAGGUGCCAAUUAAAACAUGGAGGAAAAUUAUAUUGACGUAAGAAUCAAUGUUAUUUCCGUUGGUUUUUUUUUUUUUUUUUUUUGCAGAGUCUUGAAAAAAGGCUCUUGGCUUGCUUGUAGAUAAGCAGGCUAAGACUGCAGGUUGCAGCAAAUCAUCGCUCUCACAAUGCAACCGGCCAUCUUGCUCCUCAUCGUUGCUCUCUAGAUACCAAAGACAAAAAGAGCGAACGGGGAAUGCUGAGGUGCCGCUCCUGCACGGAGCGAAAGAACAGCCACCGCGAUUCACUCCGUUUCUACUCGAAUAAACCUGCCGCUGAAAGCCCGCAGGUCAGAGCAGGAAAACGCCACGCCCUCAGCGAAGAAGGGCGGGGUCGCGGCUUAUUGGGCCGGAGCCGGAAACGUGACAGGCUGGCUGAUGCCGCGCAAGGAGGCGGGCGAUGUUUGCUCUGUUGCAGGUGUAUUGCUAGGAUGUCCUCCUAAGUGUUGAGAAGCCUAAAAAUGUUCUUCCAAUCGGAGACUUUGCCUAGAUGGGAAUUGUAUCUUUACUUAUUUCUUUCUUUUGGCUCCCAUUUUUAUUCUUUCUAUGAAGUCUUCCAAGCUUCUCAAGAGUACGAAGAGGAACUUGAUAGAAAAUUUGAACUGGAGAAAAAUGUACUGGGGUUGAGAAAGGAUCCAGUUGAUUUUGAAUGGAGUUUCUGGAUGGAAUGGGGCAAAGGAUAUAUACUGUGGCUUCUUUUGGGCCACCUGAUGGUAUCACUGAUAUCCAGCAUCUAUAUGGAAAAGUACAAACCUUGGUUUCUGUUAGUGUACGGAAUUGCUGCCUGUUGGUUUCUACUGGGAUCCAAAGGACUGACUAUGAUUUUUCUACAUAUCAGUAUCUCAUAUUUAGUAGCCCAGUUGAAAAAUCCAGUGCUUACAUGGUUGACGUCUUUGCUUCUGUUGUCAACUCUGCAUCUAUCUGCCAUAGAAGAAGUGAAGAGAGGUUGGUAUGCCAGUGAAAAUGAGUACUAUCUACUAGUUUUCACCCUGAUUGUGCGCUGUCUCUAUUAUACAAGCUUCAGUCUGGAAUAUUGUUGGGAUAGGACUACCGAGCAUUCAUUUCUUUGGAUGUUAUCAUAUACAUUCUAUUAUCCUGUGUUUCACAAUGGACCUGUUAUCACCUUUGAUGAAUUUUAUACACAGAUGAGCAGACAACAAUCCUGCAAUUGGAAGUCCAAUCUAUCUAUUUUCAUCUGGGGAGCCAUUCGUAUUUUGAUUUGGUGGUGGUUGGCAGAAUUGAUGAUUCAUCUUAUGUAUAUGCAUGCUAUCUACAGUAGCAUUUCACACCUGGAAGCAGUAACUUACUGGACGUUAGGUGGCCUUGCACUGGCCCAGGUCCUAUUUUUUUAUGUGAAAUACCUUGUACUUUUUGGUGUUCCAGCACUUGUUAUUCGCAUGGAUGGACUCAAGCCUCCCGAUUUACCUCGUUGUGUAAGCACCAUGUACAGUUUUUCUGGAAUGUGGAGAAGUUUUGAUGUUGGAUUACAUAGGUUCCUUAUCAGGUAUAUUUACGUCCCAAUGGGAGGAUCUCAUUGCAGCAUGUUUAAGAUGGUGCUUUCGACUGCCAUCACAUUUGCUUUUGUAAGCUACUGGCAUGGAAGCCACAGCUAUCUUUGGUCCUGGGCUGUGCUUAAUUGGCUUGGAGUAACAACUGAAAAUGGAGUGAAGAGGAUUGUUUCUUUUCCAAUUGUCCAUAAUUUUAUUAACCGGGUUUUAUCCCCAAGUGGAAUUCGUCGGUUACAUGCAGUAAUGGCAGCUGUAUCCACCACAUUCUUGAUUUUUUCCAAUCUCAUUUUUCUUGGUGGAAAUGAUGUUGGCAGAAUUUAUUGGAACAAGAUCUUCAAAGAAGGCAAGUUAAGUGAAUUUGAAUUUUUCUUUAAAAAUUAUUAAAAAUUCCUGCAUGGAUAUACAUUGUUGGUAUAUAUUAAUCUUGAUACUACAACAACAACAAUUUGGCUUGUUGGCUUUCAAACUGAUCAUUGUUUUUAUUUUGUUUUAUUUGAGAUGCAUUUUCUACCAAAACUAUAUUUAGAUCCUGAUGGUAAGAAUAAUAAUAAACAUUGCUUUGUGUAAUUUUAAUCUAAUUUAGUGAAUUUAUCAAACUGCAAAUUAUUUGUCAGUAUUAGCAUGGAGUGAGGUAAAAUUUACGUUUUUCAUCAGUAAAGGAUAUAUUAAGAUAAGAGUUAUGUUUUAUAUAAUUAAACUGAAGAUUGUAAGAGAGUUUUUAUAGUCUUUUGAAAUUAUAACACUGAAUAGUCAGAAAGCCAUGCAGAGUAGGCUGUACUGCAAUUAGGAGCAUAUGAGAACACAACAGCAACACUUAUGCAGCCGUGUUAGUAGGCACAUCUUUUCUUAGGAUUUCUUAGUUGCCCCCUUGCAAACAGAUGCAGAGUUUGUGUUUCCACGUGCACCACCACACUUUGUUUUUGAAAUAAAGCAUUGCCCAGCCAAAUAUACAAUAUUCAGAUUGUUUACAUUCCUGUAUAUCAUAAUUCCUUAUUUUAUUUACAAUAUUUUACUCUUUUGUAAUUUCAGUAUAUAAUGAAUUUUAUUACCAGUUUUAAAAAGUUGUGGAGUUGUUUAGAAUUUUUAUUCCAAUGAAUAACAAUUGUUGAUGCUGAAUAAAACCUUAAGUGGGUUUAUAUGUGAUAUGUGCUUGGCAUAUGCAGUUGAUACCCAUUUAACUGAUAGAAAAUGUACACUCACUUUCUUCGGUUCAAGGCUUCGAGAUAACAGGGCUACAAUUCCCACUGUGUUCAGCCGUCAUGACAGCUCCAUAUAUUCCUGUUGAAGCUACACUGAAAACUAUUAGAUUAAUUUAGUGCAUUUAUGGAGAUGUCUCUGUAUCUGUUAUUCCAAGAAACUAAAUCUGUCCCCUUGUUGUCCUUCAGGAAGACCCUAAAUAUUUCCAGUCCAAUAUAUCUUUGUGGUACUUACAUUUUUCUGAAAAAUGUUUGAAUCUCAGCACAAUUAUGACUUUUCAUUUGAGCACUUUUAUUUCCUUCGGGCAAUUCAUUUUAACAUUCAACAAUAGAUAUGUGUUUUCCAUGUAAUUAGGCACAUAAUUUUGAAUGACAAUCUGUGUGAACCCAAGAAUGGCCUGUAUGGUGGCGGUCCCCAACCCCCAGUCCAUGGCAUGCCAGCAAUCGGUCUGCACAAACAAGCAAAGCCCUAUUCACGGGAUGCAAGCACCAUACAAAACCACGCACCUCUCUCCAUGGAACCAGUCCCUGGCGCCCAAAAGGUUGGGGAUCUCUGCUAUAUGGAAUCAAAUAUACAGUUUUUCCUGACAUGAAGAGGGUCUACCUCUGUUGGAAGUCAAGUAGGAUAGUUUUAUCUCUUUCAGUCCCAAAUUAGGCUUGAACUUCUGAGAAAUUUCAUCAGGCCUAUCAAGCCUGGCUUUGCUUUUACAAAAUUUAUCUGUUAAUUUUGACUUUAAGCCUAUUUUGAGUAUAGGUAGAAUAGAUGCAGUUAGUGAAUUGGUUGAGAGCAAUUAUUAUUCCUUGCAAGAACUUGAAAAUAAAGUUAAUUGCAUGAUCCAACAAUUCCCGUUAUUUACUUUCUGCUAUGAAUGCUUACCUUUCUAUAUAUGUGUGAAACCAGUACUGGAUGAAUAUACUGUUCUAGUUAUGUAUUGCUUGAUUCUCCUAUAUGGCAUUUGAGAAGUUUUAAUGCAAACUAAUCUGCUGCUUGGUUCUCAUUAAGAUUAAGAUUUUUAAAUUUUAUUUCUUAGUUUUACAAAUAACUCAAAGUGACAAACAUAGCUAAUACUCCUUCAUCUUCAUAUUUUCCUCACACCAACAACCCUGAAAGAUGUGUUGGGCUGAGAGAGACUACCUGGCCCAAAAUGUCCCACCCAGCUUUCAUGCCUUAUGCAGGACUAGAACUCACAGGUCUCCUAGUUUCUAGGCGAGCACUUUUACCACUAGAC
Messenger RNA from Crotalus tigris (Tiger rattlesnake), 4424 nucleotides. It is a transcript of the gene HHAT, whose product is annotated as hedgehog acyltransferase. The coding region runs from base 953 to 2383 and encodes 476 amino acids. The record is from RefSeq and is a predicted model, not a curated record. The transcript is spliced from 11 exons. Gene Ontology annotation, cellular component: endoplasmic reticulum. Gene Ontology annotation, biological process: protein palmitoylation. NCBI's taxonomy places the organism in Eukaryota, Metazoa, Chordata, Lepidosauria, Squamata, Viperidae. Gene Ontology annotation, molecular function: palmitoyltransferase activity.